AUGUACAAUGGCUUGCCGCGCGCCUGCAGAGCUCCCCACCACAUCCUACAAUUGAGUCGCACCGUCGCCAUCGCCCGCGACGCGCAGACGCCCUCGAUCGUCCUUCGCCGCUUCCUCAAGACCUACCAGAAACCUGUGCAGCCCAAGAAACCUGCGAAAUCUCAGAACCCCGCGAAAUCUCAGAAACCCGCGAAACCCAAGACGUCCGCAAAUACCCAGAAGCCCGCGACGACUCAAAAGCCCGCGAAACCUCAGAAGCCCGCGACGACUCAAAAGCCCGCGACAACUCAGAAGCCCGCAAAAACCGAUAAGCCUCCCAAUCAUGCGGCCAAGCCAGUCAUCCCCUCCCCUCCUCCCCACAACCCACUGAAGAAACCGUCAUCGUCGUCAUCGUCAUCAUCGUCAUCGUCGCGGCAGCCGCACACGCCCUCGCGCACGCGCACGCGCCCGCGCACGCGCACGCGCAAGUGGGCGCGGCGGCUGGCCUGGACGGGCGCGGUCCUGGGCGGGGCGUACGUGGCGGACACGCGGUGGAACAACGCGGCGGGGACGCGGUCGGCGCGGACGUUUUGGACGGGGCUGGUGGUCGGGCUGGACUACAAGAUCAACUUCCGGGCGGACCCGCCGUUCGCGGCGUCGCUGGGCGAGGUGCACCGGCGCAACGCGGAGCGCGUGUUCGCGCUGCUGCGCGACAACGGCGGGCUGUACCUCAAGAUCGGGCAGGCCAUCGCGAUGCAGAGCGCCAUCCUGCCGCCCGAGUUCCAGAAGAUGUUUGCGCGCAUGUUCGACGACGCGCCGCAGAAUGGGUGGGCGGAUGUGGAGGAGGUGAUCAGGGAGGAUUUUGGGGGGAGGGGCCCCGAAGAGGUGUUUGGGGUGAGCUUUGAGGGCGUGGAGGGGAGGGGCGUGAUGGAGAGGACGGCGAGGGCGAGCGCGAGCGUGGCGCAGGUGCAUUGGGCGAGGCUGCCGGAUGGGAGGGAGGUGGCGAUUAAGAUCCAGAAGAGGGAGAUUGCGGCGCAGGUGGGGUGGGACCUCUGGGCUUUCAAGGUCAUGGCGAAGGUGUAUACCUGGUGGUUCGACUUGCCGCUGUAUUCUCUGGUGCCGUACAUUUCGGAGCGGCUGAUGCUGGAGACGGAUUUCGAGAACGAGGCGGACAAUUCGGAGAAGAUGAAGGUGCUGGUCGAGGGCGAGCCGCGGCUGCGUGGGCGCGUGUAUAUCCCCAAGGUAUACCGGGAGCUCAGCAGUAAGCGGGUCAUGACCGCUGAGUGGAUAGAGGGGACGAGGCUUUGGGACAAGGAAGGCGUCACCAAUCAUUGGAGAGGGAGUGCGCGGGAGGGCAGCCCCGGAUGCAAUGGCGUACCGCUUGAGCCCCCUUCGAAAGAAGCUGUCUCGUCGAUAUCGCACAAUGACCCCAACCAGGAGCAGCUCAAGCCUCACAGAGAAGGCUGGCGCGGACUGGACGGAAAGGGCGGUCUCGGCCUGUCCCUCAGUGAUGUCAUGACCACCAUGGUUGAUCUCUUCAGCGCGCAGAUGUUCCUCUGGGGACUCGUUCACUGUGAUCCUCAUCCCGGAAACGUCUUUGUGCGGCGCCUGCCCAACGGAAAGCCCGAGAUCGUACUCAUCGACCACGGGCUGUACAUCCAGAUGAAUCCUACCUUCCGGCACCAGUACGCGCUCUUCUGGAAGUCUCUGAUGACGUUCGACAACGCCACCAUUGCCGAGAUCGUCAAGGGCUGGGGAAUCGGUUCGCCAGACCUCUUCGCCAGCGCGACCUUGAUGCGACCGUACACUGGUGGCGACAACUCGACGUCGGCGGAGCUCCGGAAGGGGGUGAAGGGAAAGACGGAAGGCGAGCGGGCGUACGAAAUGCAGAUGAAGAUGCGGGCGGGCAUCAAGCAGAUCCUGGGCGAUGAGGAGAAGUGGCCGCGCGAGCUCAUCUUCAUCGGGCGCAACCUGCGCAUCGUCCAGGGCAACAACCAGUUCCUGGGCAGCCCCGUGAACCGCGUCAAGAUCACCGGGCUGUGGGCCAGUCGUGCGCUGGCAGAGAGCAGGGAUCUGCCCACGGGCGAGCGGCUGAGGAACUGGGUCCAGCAUCUAAGGUUCCGGUUCGUGUUGCUGGGUAGCGACGCUCUCUGGUGGUAUGCAUGGGUCAAGCAGAAGCUUGGGCUGGGGGGAGGGAUGGAGGAGGAGAUCGAGGCGCAGAUGAAGGUCAUGGCAAAGGAUAUGGGCAUCGAGCUCAACCAUGGCGUGUUUGAGGGCUGA
Molecule: messenger RNA, 2259 nt
Organism: Diplodia corticola
Lineage: Eukaryota; Fungi; Ascomycota; Dothideomycetes; Botryosphaeriales; Botryosphaeriaceae
Product: abc1 domain protein
Exons: 2
Coding region: 1-2259 (752 amino acids)
Source: RefSeq, a predicted model, not a curated record